Branchiostoma belcheri (Belcher's lancelet) is the source of this 810-nucleotide messenger RNA. RefSeq lists its product as uncharacterized. The record is from RefSeq and is a predicted model, not a curated record. Gene Ontology annotation, molecular function: DNA binding; transcription coactivator activity. NCBI's taxonomy places the organism in Eukaryota, Metazoa, Chordata, Leptocardii, Amphioxiformes, Branchiostomatidae. The transcript has a single exon. The coding region runs from base 129 to 773 and encodes 214 amino acids. Gene Ontology annotation, biological process: positive regulation of transcription initiation by RNA polymerase II.
GGUCUGUGGGUGUCGGACAGAAACUUGUAUAAAGUGGCAGCAGAAACUGCCGAGAAACCAGUCCUUCUUGCGGAGACAAACCUGCGUCCAAGGACGUCGACAGGGAGCGAAGAUCGAGACCGAAAACCAUGGCACAACAGCAGAUCGCCCAGCCCGGAGCGGUCCUCCCGAACACCGCCAGCGCCGGGGCCACCCCCUCGAUCGUUCCGGACAUCCUCGGCAGCGAAGGAGCGCCUCCCAGUCAGAACACCAACUUGAAGCCGCAUGAAGUACGUCUACCAUUGGGCGAUAAUGUGUUCCUUACCGUGGGGAUGUUCAGGAAUAAACCGAUAAUAAACGUGAGGCAGUUUUACCACCCAGACCCAGCUGACGUGAACAAGAUGAGACCCGGGAAGAAAGGUCUUGCAUUGACACCUAAGCAGUGGGCCAAGCUGAAAGCACUUCCGCUACUGGGGGCGAUCCUGGACGCUACGUGCCAUACCAUCCCUUACUACUUCGGGGGGAUUGAGCCGAAAAUGUAUGACCUGGGAUCUGAAAAGUACGUGACAGUUCAGAUCUUGCACGGACAGACAUCCAUCACCCUACACCAGCACUACAGACCAUACGGAGCACCAGACACCGACCCUGUAAUGAAGAGAGGCAUAGACUUAACAAUUCAGCAAUGGGAAGACCUUGAAAGCAAGAUGAAAGCGGUGGACAAGGUGUUGGAGGCUAUGGAGAACGGAAAGAUGCCAACGGACAAAGAUGUUAUCCAGUCAGCCAUUGUGUAUUGAAAAUGGAAAACGAAUAAAGCUUCCUGGUGGUUGGAAC